Aspergillus niger is the source of this 243-nucleotide messenger RNA. RefSeq lists its product as hypothetical. NCBI's taxonomy places the organism in Eukaryota, Fungi, Ascomycota, Eurotiomycetes, Eurotiales, Aspergillaceae. The transcript has 3 exons. Bases 1 to 243 code for a protein of 80 amino acids. The record is from RefSeq and is a predicted model, not a curated record.
AUGGAUGUGCGAUCGAGCCCCCAAUCAACACACCACAUCGACGGAUGGUCGAAUCAGAUUGACAGCGAUGAGGUCGGUACAACUUACUACUUAAUUACUUACUGGGUACUUAAUAGUUAUAGGAAUGAUUCUGGCAAAACAUCCUCUGAUGAGAGCUGUUAUUUUCUGCUUUGUUUCGGCUGGUACCAAAAGGCUCAAAAGCCUGGAUCUCUCUUGCUGGAACGCCCCAUUUUUCUGCCCUGA